GUUUGGAAUGCUUUACCCUGCAUAUUAUUCAUACAAAGCUGUGAAAACAAAAAACGUGAGGGAAUAUGUUCGAUGGAUGAUGUACUGGAUUGUUUUUGCUCUCUAUACUGUGAUUGAAACAAUAACAGAUCAAACAGUUGCUUGGUUUCCCCUGUACUAUGAGAUUAAAAUUGCUUUUGUCAUAUGGCUGCUUUCUCCCUAUACGAAAGGAGCAAGUUUAAUAUAUAGAAAAUUUCUUCAUCCACUUCUUUCUUCAAAGGAAAGGGAGAUUGAUGAUUAUAUUGUCCAAGCAAAGGAACGAGGCUAUGAGACCAUGGUAAACUUUGGGCGCCAAGGUUUAAACUUAGCUGCUACUGCUGCAGUCACCGCAGCCGUGAAGAGCCAAGGAGCAAUAACUGAACGUUUACGAAGUUUCAGUAUGCACGAUCUAACAGCUAUCCAGGGUGAGGAGCCUGUGGAACAAAGCCCAUACCAGACUCUACCUGUAACAAAAAAGAAAAGUAAACCAACCUCCAGUGAAUCGGCAGGUUAUGGAAUUCCACUGAAAGAUGGAGCUGAGAAAACAGAUGAAGAAGGGGAAGGAUCAUAUUCAGAUGAUGAGAUGUUAACACACAAAGGGCUUCGAAGAACACAAAGCAUGAAGUCUGUGAAAACCAUCAAAGGCCGCAAAGAGGUGCGGUAUGGGUCACUCAAAUAUAAAGUGAAGAAAAGACCACAAGUAUAUUUUUAGUCAUGUACACUUCAAGUAUCCCAAGAAAAUUAUGCAAAUGAAUUUUUUUCCAACAUUAUAUGGUCACAGUGUAUUCACAUUAAAUAAUUCUUUAAAUUGUGGCGAUGAUAGGGUUUACUUUCAUUGAUUCAUAUAGUUUUUAUUUAAUGAUUACAUCCAAAUCUUGACUACUAAGGGUAGUAUGCAAAACUUACCUGUAUAAGAAAUAAUAGAGAAUUGUGUUAUUUGUUUUCAAAUUACUUGGCAACAUGGAGUUGGGAUAUCCCAACUGAUGUUUAAUGAUAUAUUUAUACUAAUGUAUAAAAUGAUACAAACCCACAGUAUACUUGAAAAGAGUCUUCUUAUGGUUCAGAAUACAUCAGCCAUUGUGGUAUUGUAUUGUGUUUACCUCCAUUUACACUGUAUCUGUCACAUGGGGAUAGUGAUUAAAGAGAUCUCUGAUGCAGCAAGUGACAGAUAAGUAUGUUUUCUAUAUUCUUUAAAUUUUAACUUUUUUAAUAUUUUCUACUUUUUCCACCAUCAACUGAAAGUUUUCUAAACAAAUAUUUGAAAACCAGGUAUCCACAUAGCACUUUUAUUCUUUACUAGUUUUGCACACUUGAAAAUUGUUUACUUAUUUUACAACUGUACAUUUUAGUUUUAUUGUCACUAGUGUUAUUUGUCAUAUCCUGACAUAUCAGAUUUAUACCUUGAAUUACAUCAUCUCUGUUGCUGUGGGCUUCAUUUGUUAAAUUCAUUUGAUUUUCAUAAUAUAAAAAUAUAAUUAACUGCUCAAUUUUAACUUUUUAAUUAUCUUUUUUAUAGAUAAGUUAUAUUAAACAUUAACCAGUUUUUCAUAUUUAGCUCUACCUUAUAGUUGAACUUAGCAUGUUUUUGUUAACACUGGUUACAUUUUUAACUUUAAAAAGUGAUAGACUUUAUUAAAUAGUCAGAGACCAGUAUAGCACUUAGGCCUUUUCUAAUUCAUCAAAUUACCAACAGUCAAUCUAUUCACAGGCUUGGAAUUCAUAUUUGCUGCUAAUUUAUAAAUUUCACAUUAACUAGAAUCAUUUGAAUCUCUUUGCUAGCUGAGAUAAUUUUCUGCAGAUACAAAAUACAGAUGUUGUCGGUCUUAUAUCUUAAAAGCUAUUAGACUAGAUAUUAGGAAAAUAACAUAUUUUUAAUCCAAGAGAUUUUGAGGUAUUCAUAUUUGAGACUUUUUUAGGUUGGUAACUAUGCAUUAUGAACUCUAAAUAUAUUUCUGGUGAUGGUUUUAGUGAUCAUGAAUCAUAUUUAUACACUUACUCUUGUUCAGAUGAUUUUGCUUGACUAUUCUACUUGGUUGUCCAAAAGAAAAAACAAUGAGAGAUUUGUGAGCUCUUUGACCUUUUUACCUUUAAGAAACAAAGCCAGCUGGCAAUGUAUAUUCAGGACCUCCUCUGAGUGUUGGCAGAGAAUUGUAUGUUUACUCAGGAGUGCCUUAGCAUAAUUCAUACGUUUCUCUUAAUACAAGCCUUAAAACAUUUUCGUGAUUAUCUCACAUUCUUGACAUACAGCAACUUGUAAAAAUUUGUUCAGCUUAUUUUCUCCUAAGUUUAUUUCUAUGAAUACAUUUAUUGCUUUAUCUUGACUAAGUUUUAGCUUCUUAGUUUCAGGAAAGUCUUAUUAAUUUGCGAUCAUAUUUUCUAUGUAUUCUGAUUAUAAAUUCUUGGAAAAGAGUUUUAUUUAUAGUGGUGAGUACUAGAUUUACCACUGUAAAUGCUAUAGCAUGCUUGUCUUUCCUGUGCAACAGCAAUGUCAUCUCUGCCUGCUAAAGUCACUUAUAAGUGAUUUUAUAUCAAAAAACAUUUUCUGUGGGGGGUGGGCUGUUUUGCAUCAUUUUAUAUUUUUCAAGUCUAAUCUCAGUAUUAAACUUACUAUUUAAUUACAGUAAACUAGUACUGUUGUAAUGGAAAAUUAUUUAGCACUCUACACUUCUAGAAUCAAAAAGUUUAGUCAGACAGCACCAAUAUUAGAGUUAAUGCAAGCCCUUCUGUUAUCACUUUACACUCAUACUGCUUCCUCUGGUAUUUUCUCCUGUCACAUCCUUAUAAUCUAUACCAUUUUGCUCCUCUAGCAUUUCCUAUCCCCUUUUCUUAUAUAUCUCUUAAAUUUUGUUUAUUUUCCCUUGAAUGUUGUAUAAUACACAUAAAAUUUUUUUCUCUGAAGGUGAAGCAGGUCACUUUUUGUCUCUCUGCUGUUAAGUCUACUGCUUUUGGAAGAGCUGAAUUUAUUCUUUAACCACAGUGCCUUAUUUUCCCCACCACCAUCACCUGGUGAAUGAGCAUCAGGUGCUGCACAAACCUAUUUCUAUUUAGCAUAAUAUUCAUUCAACAUAUUUGUUAGCUUUCUACAAUUUGUUUGGAAGUAAGAAUUGAGCCAUCCUUGUUGCCAUGUUUUUUCUGGCAUAAAAGCUGAGCCAGAAUAAGCCUUAUUGCUAAGUUAUUAAUUAUGUAAUCCCACCUAGGUCCUUUUUUAAAUUCCUUCCACACACUCCCUUACAUGUAUGUGGAAUUGGCUAGAAAAUGAUACUGCCAGCAUUACUAAAUUUAAAUACUUGACUACACAGAUUUAUAGAACAAAAUUAUUAACGUAUCUUCAGGGAAUUUAAUCCAUAUGUCAUCACCAAAGACUUCUGCAGUGUUAUAAAGUGUGUAAAUAUUCUAAAUUUCUGUAAAACAUUGGUUAGAUAAACAUUUUUAUCCCCUUUUUUUGGAAUAGCACAUUUUUGCUUUUGCUAUAUGCUUGAACAUUUGGGUUGUU
Messenger RNA from Condylura cristata (star-nosed mole), 3511 nucleotides. It is a transcript of the gene REEP3, whose product is annotated as receptor accessory protein 3. Bases 8 to 730 code for a protein of 240 amino acids. Gene Ontology annotation, molecular function: microtubule binding. Gene Ontology annotation, cellular component: cytoplasmic microtubule; endoplasmic reticulum membrane; endoplasmic reticulum tubular network. The record is from RefSeq and is a predicted model, not a curated record. NCBI's taxonomy places the organism in Eukaryota, Metazoa, Chordata, Mammalia, Eulipotyphla, Talpidae. Gene Ontology annotation, biological process: endoplasmic reticulum tubular network organization. The transcript is spliced from 7 exons.